Molecule: messenger RNA, 4036 nt
Organism: Hypanus sabinus (Atlantic stingray)
Lineage: Eukaryota; Metazoa; Chordata; Chondrichthyes; Myliobatiformes; Dasyatidae
Gene: ilrun
Product: inflammation and lipid regulator with UBA-like and NBR1-like domains
Exons: 6
Coding region: 238-1203 (321 amino acids)
Biological process (GO): macroautophagy
Cellular component (GO): phagophore assembly site
Molecular function (GO): ubiquitin binding
Source: RefSeq, a predicted model, not a curated record
GGCGGGGAGGGCCGGGUGCGCAUGCGUAUGGCCGGCCAGAGGGGGACGCGACGGGACGGGACGGGACGGUGUUAUUGCAGCGGACGCCUCCGGAACGCGGCAGCGACAAUGUUUGAGGGGUAGGCCCUGGUCGAGAGGGACACGUCACUGCGCACCCGUUUACAGCGAGCUGAGCGGGGGGGCCCCCACCGGCGGCACUUUCAGGGGCGAGAGCAGAGAGACCGAUAAAGAGACGCAAUGGACGUGGAUAUGGACUUGGAUCAGGACCUGAUGCAGAAAUUCAGCUGCAUGGGAACCACAGAUAAGGAUGUGCUGAUCUCCGAGUUCCAGAGGCUACUGGGUUUCCAGCUCAACCCCGCCGGCUGCGCGUUCUUCCUGGACAUGACCAAUUGGAAUUUGCAAGCUGCCAUUGGUGCUUACUACGACUUUGAGAGUCCAAAUAUAAAUGCACCUUCUAUGUCAUUUGUAGAAGAUGUCACAAUAGGAGAAGGGGAAUCAGUACCACCUGACACUCAGUUCACCAAAACAUGGAGGAUACAGAAUACAGGCACAGAGCAAUGGCCUCCUGGUGUGUCCUUGAAAUACGUAGGAGGGGACCAGUUUGGUCAUGUUAAUAUGGUGAUGGUCCGAUCACUGGAGCCUCAGGAAGUUACCGAUGUCAGUGUUCAGAUGCGAAGUCCAACUACGCCUGCAAUGUACCAGGGGCAAUGGCGCAUGUGUACAGCUACAGGGCUUUACUUUGGAGAUGUGAUUUGGGUGAUUCUGAGUGUAGAAAUCGGAGGCCUUUUAGGAGUUACACAGCAGCUUUCUUCAUUUGAAACAGAAUUUUCUUCACAACCCUGUCGCAAGAUUGAAGGCAAUUUUAACCCUUUCGCUUCACCGCAGAAAAACCGGCAAUCUGAUGACAACAGUGUGAAGGACCCUGGGGGCCAAAGUACAAAUGUCAUUAGUAAAAAUGCAUGGGCCCCAAAUGAAGACCAAAAUGAACAAGAUCAAAAUGGACUGUCGCAGAACUCUGUAAAUAUCUCCCCUAACAGUCACUCUAGCAACUUAUCAGUGGUGACUUACAGUCAGAAUGUCACAGAAGUGUUCAUUGCACUUAUGCCAAAUGAGAAGUUGGAAUUGCCUCAGUUCUUUGGGGUGAUUGAUGACUGGCAACAAGAUACAAGGCAGAAAUCUAAUGGAGGGUUUCAAAUAUCAUAAGGUUUCCAUGGCCCUUAUCCUUUUGGUCAGUCUUAAAACGGGUAUUGCCAUUGUCCAGCAGCCUCUGGGGUCUUGGUGUCACUCUGAAAUUUUGCUCUGGCCCCAUUUCCCUCCUUUGACACAACACUGAAAAAUGAUGGCUGUUUGUUUCAAAACAAUGUAUGCAUGUGUGAAUGCUAAAUUAAAGAGUGCUGUAAUUGUUUAAGAAAACACAAUGGAUUUUUUAGAUGACCUUGUCAGAAUAAUUAUGUAGUUAAACACAAAGCCAUGUUCAAAUUAUUUUGCCUACUGAGCGACUGUAGUUUAAGCGAAAGAUGAAAAAAUAUUUUGUAUUUGUUUGUUCAAAGCAUCUUAACUGUUGGAAUUUUUCCUGUGCGAGUGAGUUUGUUCUGUAACCUGCGGAGUAUCAAAUGGAGGGCGUGAGUGGAGUAGGAUUGUGUGAAAAGGUGAGUGUAACUCACUGUAGAAUGGGAGCAGUCUAUGACAGCACAAUCAUUUGGAGACUUUUCCACACUGUACAAAUGAAGUUUAUUAAAUUAACACUGAAAAGUCUCUAAUCAAACCUGUGUCUAAUUUUAGAUGUCACAUUCUUAAUGACAAUUGAUGCCAGUCAAAGACAAAUUUCUGGCUUAUUGGGAAUGUGCUAUUUCAGGCAUCAGUUGAUUUCAUACAUAUUAAUGUGCACUGAUGGGUUUGACUAUGCACGGAUGAUAAUGCUGAAUGCGAUGACUUUGGGUUCUCAAAAAUCUCAAAUCACAUGUCUGCUACUCAUUUGUUGUGCUGAAGCAACUGAUAAUUCCUACAUCCUGUUUGGCUUUGUUAAAACCAUUACCAUUUUGCGUUCCUUAAUUUGAAAAAUAUGUUCUCAAAUAUAUUUUUUGGUAAAGUUAGCAUUUUAAGCUAUUCAUGGCAAAUGUUUUGUUCCUUAUACAAGCAAUACUAUGUUUAAUAUUACCUUUAAAGUGGAACCGUACUAGUGUACUAUUUUGGAGCAAGGUUUUAAUCAUUGAAUUUGCUGUACAAUGACUUCACCUCCGACUGGUACCAAGACAAUAAUAGUAUUAAUUGUGUAUUAAAUAUGCAUCAAUUGCAGAUAACAUUUAAAUAAGAAUAAAUGAGCAUUUUAAUUGGUGCUUCCUGCCCAAAAAGGAGCAGCCCAUUUUGUGUUACCAUUUUGCAGAAUCUGUUCCUUUCCACAAUAUUACAGCUGUAAAAUGAAUAUCAGGGCGACUUUAUGAAAAUUAAGAAAAAUAAAUGCAAAGACAUUAUUAUAUGCUGCAGUUGACAACAAAAUUGCUGAGAUGGAAGAGUAGACCACUUAUCCAGUCUUGUUUUAAUUAAAGGUGGAUGUUCAGGAGGUGACAGGUAGGAGGGAGUGUGGCAAAAUCUUGAGCAUUUUACUCGUGAUUCAAAAAGUCCUCCAUUUGCCGCCUUAAAAUUUGUAAAAUAUUCAACUCUAUAAAUAUGGGAGCUGAAAAUAUCGUAAAUAGUUCUUCCACACCCACCAUGGGCAUGAUCUUCUGGAGCCAAGCAAGUUUCUGUACAGGAUUGCUGAACACUUAAAUGUCUGUACAUCUAGCAUGGAAUAAAGAACUUGGGAGUUAAGGGUAAGAACAGGAUUGAUGCAUCUAAGACAACAGCACUGAACUCAGUGAAGAAUAGGUUAGAAUCUAAAUAUAAAAGGGAAAUUAGUUUUUCUUCUGCUUCUGCAGAUAUUUUUGGAUUCUUGGCAACGUUUUUGUAUAUGAUUGGAUCUUGACUCCUACUUCAUAAUGUUUCCACAAUGAGCACUAUACUGGAGAACAUCAUGCAAAAGUUAAGAGUGCUAUCUUAAAAAUUAGUGCUAUCUUUCUCUAAUUGAUAUUGUAAAGGUUCAUCAAAUUGCUUUAUAUGUGGUGGAUAUUUCUUGGGCCAUUUAAGGGCAGAUUUUAAUUAAAAUAUAGUUGCCAAAUGCAUCUUUUAAGCUUGUUUACUAAUCUGAACUCUAUCCCUUUUAGGAAUAAAGCCAUGAAACUGUCCAAAAUACGCAAUUGAUAAUUUGGUGAUGAUUAGAAGGGUACUUGAGGGGAAAGUGUGUCAGUUGAAAGUGAUGACAAGUGGAGGUCUUUGCUUUUACAUAUUGAAAGAGAUUGUUUUAAAAUGAUGGUUCUGACAUGGAUUUGUAAGUAAUAAUAAGUAACUAAUAAUUUUACCAGUUUAUCAAAUGCUGUUAACUUUGUCUUUAUAUAUUGCUUAGCUUUCAUGUAGUCACUUAUUUUAGGGAAGUUCACUAAUUGCCUCAGAAUUUAACAUUUCUAUGUGUGAGUUUUGCUAGAAAAAGACAAGUCAGAUUAAUGAGUUCUUUGCAGUAUUGACCAUUGCACCAUUAACAUGGUCCUCUUAACAUUCAGCCAAUUUUGAAGGAUUUAAGCAGACCUCCAAAUGUCAUAAAACAAUGUAGGAAAUGAAUAAUAUAUUGCAAAUUCAGUCUUCCUAUCCCUUGAUUGAGAGUUGAACAAUAUUGUAAAAGAUGUUGCAUACCUGCAAAUGAACGUGAGAUUUAUAAAAACAGCACAAUAUCUUCAGUAAAUGUCAAAAAUGUUAUGAAAUUUAUAUUUGAGUACAUGGUUAUUUGCUUUCUGUUGAUGCCUGGUUUUAAUAUCUGUGCACCUUUUAGUUGCUUGAUAUUAAUUCUUGGUUGUUAUUUAAAGUAAUGUGUAACUCUUUGAAUUUGUAUGUAUUGCUGGAAUUUAAAAAAAAUGUUUGACAGUGGAAGUACGUCUGUACACGGCUAACUGCUGCACUGAACAUAAACACUUGGGAUUGGUUGAAAUUAAAGAUAUGUCAAUUUAUA